CUGGACUCGCUGGGUGGACCUGCGCGUCUUUUGUUAUUCAUGUGCAAAGGAAAGUUUGCAGCAGUGCCGAACUAGAGGGAAAUACACCAGGAGCACCAAAACACUCGAGCUGGAUGACUUUGAAGUGGUUUUGAAAGGACUGUGAAUAUAUAUCAUUGAUUAGAGUCUCUUUGGGAAUAGCGCAGCAGCCGCUUGUGGAUAUGUCCUAACAAGAGUCAAUGAUUCAUUAUUUACGGAUUCAUAUAAAGUCAGUGUGCUGCAUUGGAAGAAGGGAUUUACAGUGGUGCGGUGUAUGUAAAGCUUAGUCCUGCUGGAGGGGAUCGCAUGUACCUGUGACGCCUGAGAAGGAAGAUGGCUACCGUGGGAACGUUGUCAGAUGUCUCUGAGGGCGGAGAAAAUAAUGAAUUCACUGACAUCAUCAAAUGGAGAUCAGAUGAACAUGAUGCUGUACAGAAGAAAACUUUCACAAAGUGGAUCAACGCGCAGUUUUCCAAGACAGGGAAGGCGCCCAUCAAAGACAUGUUCUCUGACCUGAGAGAUGGCAGGAAACUGCUGGAUCUCCUGGAAGGACUCACCGGAUCUACACUGACCAAAGAGCGUGGAUCUACUAGAGUUCACUCCCUCAACAACGUCAACAAAGUCCUGCAAGUGCUUCACCAGAAUAGAGUUGAUUUGGUGAAUAUCGGAGGAACUGAUAUUGUUGACGGGAAUCAUAAACUCACUCUGGGACUCAUCUGGAGUAUUAUACUGCACUGGCAGGUUAAAGAUGUUAUGAAGGAUGUGAUGUCCAGUCUCCAGCAGACCAACAGCGAGAAGAUUUUGUUGAGCUGGGUGAGAAACUGCACCCGUGACUAUGACAGCGUCAACGUGCUCAACUUCACCACCAGCUGGGCAGACGGCCUGGCGUUCAGCGCCAUCCUGCACCACUUCAGGCCUCAUGGGUUCAGCUGGGAGGACGUCAUUUGUCUAACCCCAGUGGAGAGAUUGGAGCACGCUUUCAGAUUUGCCAAAGAUCAGUUCAGCAUUGAGAGGCUACUGGACCCUGAAGAUGUGGCGGUGCAGUUGCCAGAUAAGAAGUCUAUCAUCAUGUAUGUGACCUCACUGUUCGCUGUCUUUCCCAAUGACAUCACAAUGGAUGACAUCAGAGAGGUGGAGACACUGCCCAGGCGUUAUAAGGUGGAGCCAGAAGAGGGACACGCUCGGAGCGCACUGGGAUUGGCCGGAGAGGCGGAGGGGGCGGGCAGCACUCGGGCGGAGACCCCCAGCACUUUGACGGAGAUCGGGGGAGAAAUGAAUGUAAAUCUCGAAACGUAUCAGAUCACUUUGGAGGAGGUACUUACCUGGCUGCUGUCGGCCGAAGACACGCUUCACAUGCAAGAUGACGUGUCUGAUGAUGUAGAGGAGGUCAAAGACCAGUUUCACACGCAUGAGGCCUUUAUGAUGGAGUUGACGGCCCACCAGAGCAGCGUGGGUAACGUUUUACAGGCGGGAAACCAACUGAUCGCUCAAGGCAGCUUAAGUGAGGAAGAGGAGGACGAGAUCCGAGAACAGAUGACCUUGCUUAACUCCCGCUGGGAAAACCUGCGGGUCGCCAGCAUGGAUCGCCAGUCUAGACUUCAUGAGGUUCUGAUGGACCUUCAACAGCAGCAGCUCCAGCAGCUGUCUGAUUGGCUGACACUAACAGAGGGGCGGAUCCGUAAGAUGGAGAGAGAACCAGUAGCAGGAGACAUGGAGGGAUAUCUGGCUCAGCUUGAGCAGCACAAAAUGUUGCAGAAUGACCUGGAGGGGGAGCAGGUGAAGGUGAACUCUCUCACACACAUGGUUGUGGUUGUGGAUGAUUACAGUGGUGAGAGCGCCACUGCUGCCCUGGAGGAACAAUUACAGUCACUGGGAGAACGCUGGGCGGCUGUGUGUCGGUGGACUGAGGAGCGCUGGAACAAACUCGAGGAGAUUCAGUUGGUGUGGCAGCGGCUGCUCGAUGACCAGAAUUUGUUUGGAUCCUGGCUUGCAGAGAAUGAGAAAGCGUUGCGUGAAUUUCAGACGUGUGAUUUCAAAGACCCCGGUGAAAUAAACGCCAGUGUUCGCACAUUAGCUAGCCUGAAGGAGGACAUGGCUCAGAAGCGGAGGACUCUGAGUGCUCUGUCAGACGCAGGACAGGAUGUGAUGGUGCUGUUAAACAGUCCUGCAGCUGCUCAGAAGAUUGAUACAGACACAGACCUGCUGACCCAGCGCUGGGACAACCUGGUCCAGAAACUGGAGGAUUGCUCCAGUCAGGUAACCGAUGUGGUGUCCCUUGCUGGGAUGCCCCAGGCACAGGAGAAGCGGGUUGUCACGGAGACGGUCACAACCAUAACAACACGGAUGGAGCAGACUUUCACCAGCAGCGAGCAGGAGUUACCACCCCCCGCCCCUCCGAAACGACGACAUCUGGACACAGACGCAGAGCUCAGGAGACUAGCUGAAAGUGAUGUUCCUGAGCUUUUGUCCCGUCUGGCUGCAUGGAAAUCAUCUGCUCUAGCUGCUAGAGAUUCAUCUGUCCUGAAUGAAAAACUACAGGCCCUGGAGGUGGGGCUUGCUGAAAAUGAGGGUCCAGUUAAAGAAGUGGUGCAGAAAGGAGGGAAGCUGAUGGAACAGUUGGAGAAAGAGGGUGUGUCUGUGGAUGAUGCCCUGUCCCGCUUGGACUCCGUGUGCAAAGAAUGGGACAGCUGUCAGAAUAUCAUUCAGGAUCUGAGAAACCAAGCUCGGGUUCUCGAGCGAGUGAAAGCGUUUCUCUCAGGACUCAAGGCUGUAGAUGGAGUUCUGCAGGAACGGGAGAAACGGUUGAUCUCCACAGAGGAGUUUGAAGCCAUACAUGACCCCCAAGAGCUGCAAAUGCUCAAAGAUGAGUGUGAGUGUGGUUUAGCAGAGCUGGUGAAGCUUCAGCCGCAGGUGGAUGAUAUCUGCGCUCAGAUGGAGCUUCUGUCUGCAGAACCUGCUGUCCCUGAUACACUGAGACCCAGUGUGACAACGCUGACAUCACGCCAUAGUACAGCUAUUCAAGAGCUGAAGACACGAGAGCACGACAUCACUACAGUGUUAUCCAGACUCUUGGGGUCCAGGGCUCUGCAGCAGAUGGAUGUCAGACUGACAGCUCUCAGAAGUGGUAUCGGAGACGUCCCUACAGCUGAACAGGCAGUCAUGAAAGCUCAGGCUCUUUGUACUGAGAUAGAUCUUCAGCGACAGAAGGUGUCAGAUCCAUCAGAGCAGGAGUGCUGGACUGAACUCUUCAGUGCCGCCCAGGAUCAGCUCGGCAUGCUGCAGUGCAUUCUGGGUAGCAUGAAGGACACAAAGGUGAAGAGUGAAGAAGUGGGGCGCUGGCUAGACGCGGUUGAGGAGCUGAUGUCUCGAGACACUGGCAGCCGCUGCGACAAACUACCGGAAGAACUUAAACAGUGCAAGGAGUUCGUUGGUGAGAUUGAGAGUGUGGAGUCAUCUUUGAAGCAGAUGGGAGAGAAUGUGGCGGCCGUGCAGCAGAGCGCAGUACCCAGACUGAACAGCUGGGGGCAGAAAGAACUGGACGAGUGUCAGAUGCGCUGGGACCUGCUCAGCAAAGAGUUGUUAAGUCGAGAGGAGCGUGUGAGUGAAGGUCAGGAGAAAGUCCUGAACCUGAAGAAAGAUGUGGCGGAGAUGCGCGAGUGGAUGAUUCAAGUGGACGAUGAGUUCCUCAUGAGGGACUUUGAGUACAAGAGCCCAGAAGAGCUGGAGGAAGCACUUCAGGAGAUGAAGAGGGCUAAAGAGGACGUGUUACAGAAAGAAGUAAGGGUGAAGAUUUUGAAGGACAGCAUUAAUGUGCUGAUCAGUAAGAUGCCACCCGGGGGUCCGGACCUGAGCGCUGAACUCUCAGAAGUCCUGAAGAACUACCAGAAACUGUGCGAUCGCUUUAAGAGCAAGUGCCACACGCUUGAGGAGGUGUGGUCAUGCUGGAUUGAGCUGCUGCAGUAUCUGGACUCGGAAUCCAGCUGGAUGAACACGCUGGAGGAAAGAAAUCGGGCCACAGAGAGCGUUCCAAAUAACACAGAGUCUGUCAGUGAAGCUCUGGAGUCUAUGGAGUCAGUUCUCCGUCAUCCAGGUGAUAACAGGACUCAGAUACGCGAGUUGGCUCAGACUCUUAUUGACGGAGGCAUUCUUGACGAACUCAUCACCGAGAAACUGGAGAGUUUCAAUUCCCGCUACGAGGAGCUCACUCAGCUGGCUGCUGAGCGUCAGAUGUCUCUGGAGCAGCAGUUGGCCGUUCUGAGAGAGAAUGAGACGGCUUUACACACACUACAAACAUCCCUCACACACCUGGACCAAACACUCACCUCAUACCUUACAGAUCGCAUCGACGCUUUCCAGCUGCCACAAGAAGCUCAGGCGAUUCAAGCUGAGAUUGCAGCUCAUGAAGCCACGCUAGAGGAUCUGAGGAAGAGGAAUGUGGGUAACGUGCCUCAGUCUGCACCAGAGGCCAAACCAGCACGGGGUGGAACCCAGCUGGACCUGUUACAGCGGAAGCUCCGUGAGAUUAGUACCAAGUUCCAGCUGUUCCAGAAACCGGCUAACUUUGAGCAGAGAAUGUUGGACUGCAAGAGGAUUCUGGAAAGCGCUAAAGCCGAACUUCAUGUGCUGGAUCUGAGAGACACUCAACCAGCGGAGAUACAAGCCCACCUCAAUGGCUGCAUGAAACUGUAUAAGAUCUUGAGCGAGGUGAAACUAGAGGUGGAGACGGUGAUAAAGACGGGCAGACAGAUCGUACAGAAACAGCAGACGGAGAAUCCUAAAGGCAUGGAUGAGCAACUCACCACCCUAAAACUGCUCUACAAUGACCUGGGAGCUCAGGUGACGGAAGGGAAGCAGGAUUUGGAGAAGGCUCUGUCUCUGUCCCAGCGGCUGCAUAAAGAUACCGCCACCCUGCAGGCCUGGACAAACCACACUGAAACUCAGCUGAAGGAGAAACUCAACAUGGGGGACAUGCCCGCUGAUAUCGACACAGAGAUCGCAUGGGCGAACGGUAUUUUGAAGGAGUCCGAGCGCAAGAAGAGCGAUCUGUCUGUGACUAUGGAGAACAGCGCCGCCCUGCAGGCGUUAGUGGAGGGCAGUGAAGGUCAGCUAGAGGAAAAGUUAUUUGAAGUAAAUGAAGAUUGGCAACGUGUGCACACGAUGAUCGAGGACUGGCUAAGUGCUGUGCUGAAUCACAGACGUGAGGUGGAGAUGUUUGAUGAGAAUUUGGCUCACAUCACUACGUGGCUCUAUCAGACUGAGAUUAGAUUGGAUGAGAUGGAGAAGAUGCCGGCUGCAGAGAGAGACAGGAUGAUCAAGGCUGUGUUGUGUGAGUUGGAGGGGAUGAACGCGCGUGUGGACAGUGCCCGUGAUCAGGCGGUCAUUCUGAUGACCGAUCGAGGGCCGACAUGCAGAGAACUGGUGGAGCCCAAACUGGCUGAUCUCAACCGCAACUUCCACAAGGUGGCGCAGCACAUCAACUCUUCUCAGGUGUCUGCCGGGCUGGAUGUCAGAAAGGAGACAGUGUCACCACAGCAGGAAGUGUUAGAAGAGACUUCUGCCGCUCCUCUCUCCUCACCACUACAGCUGUUUGAAUCUGACCUACAAAAUGCUCUCAGAGCGCUGGACCAACACGACCGUACACACACACCUGAUGAUGAGAGGUUGGAUGAGGAGAAAGCUCAUGUCGAGGAGGUGUUGAGGAGAGGAGAUGAGUUGCUGCUGUCGGUUUCUGAUGAUGACAGAAGGGAGGACAUCUGCCGGAAACUUGUACUGCUAAAGACACACUACAAGGGGCUGUAUAUCGCUAGAACAGUUGUUGAAUCUACGGUCGACUCGUCGUCUUCACAGAGAUCAGAAUCAUCCCCUUCUCCUUUGGAUAAGAGGAGCACGGCCCUGUCUCCGUCUGACUAUCUGCUGGACAUUAAUAAAGUUCUGCUAGCCAUGGCCGACAUCGAGCUGCUGCUGAACUCCUCCGAGCUGAGUGGAGGACUCUUCGAGGAUUUCUCCAGUCAGGAGGACACACUCAGGAGUAUAAAGGAGAAUCUGGAGCAGUUCGGUGAACAGGUUGAGAUGAUUCAUGAGCGUCAGCCCGAUGUGAUUGUGGAAGCUUCCAGACAAGAAAUGACACAGAUCUCAGAAUCUCUGACACAGCUGAACUCAGAGUGGGACAGGGUCAACCGCAUGUUCAGUCAGAGGAAAGGGUGUUUCGAUCAAGCUGUCGAGCAGUGGAGGCAGUUUCAUUGUGACAUGAACGAUCUUUCACAGUGGUUGAGCGACACUGAACAGGUCCUGGCCGACGGAACGGGACCCAACGGAGAACUAGAUGCACAGUGCGCCCGUGCACAGCAACAGGAUCUGGAGGAGGGUCUGGCGUCUCAUCAGUCUGUUGUGGCGAUGUUGAGUCGCUCUGGACAGCACAUCAUUGGCCAGUUGUCAUCACCCGACUGCGUGUUACUUCAGGAGAAACUGGAUGCUUUGAGAUAUCGCUGGAUAAAUGUCCAGAGACAAGUGUCUGACCGCCAGCGCAGGUUGAUGUGUGAAGAUCCAGCUGUGGUGGAGGUGAUUCAGAGGACCGCCGGUCUGGCUCAGUGGCUGGAACAGACUGAGGUUGCCGUGGCGACAUUGCCCGUGUCCGCCACUGACACGAGCCUCAAAGAGCUCAAGGCCCUGAUGGAGGAGAUGGAUGUUCAGAAGGAGACUUUAUCCUGGCUGAAUAAGAGCGGCUCUCGCAUCCUGUCUAACUCCAGUAUGACUGCUCACGACCGAGAUGCUCACGUCAAUAAACUACGCCAGAUAAACAUCAGCUGGAGUCAAGUGAGCCAUGAAUUGCUUGAUAAGUUGCGUGAGGUGGAGGGCCAUCUGCAGGUACAUGCACAGGUCCAGGAGGAGAGCAGACUGAUGUCACACGGUCAUUUCCAGGAGCGCAUGAGCAGGCUGAGUGACUGGGUGUACAGCACCAGUCAAUCCCUGAGCGAUGUCACACCCACUGAGAGACAGGUUCUGGAAAGGUCGAUGCAUGAGCAGAAGAGAGGGCUUGAGGACCUGUUGUCUUACUCUAUUGAGCUCCAGAGGAAACAGCUGCUUUCACCACAGGAAAAGGGUAAAAUUGAACAGCUAGCUGCAGAUUGGAAAGUUCUGGACAUCAGAUUAAAGGAGACGCCAACACAGCCUCUGUCACCGUGGACACAACAGGUCACCCAGCAACAUUUCACAGCGAACGUGCCGUCUGCAGUUCACAUGGUCAGCCUGAUGAGCGAGGAGCGUCAUCACAGCUCGGAGCUAGUUGGCCCCACUGAUCUCAACCAGACAGCUACAGAGCUGGCAGACUGGCUUCUCCUCAUCCACCAGAUGCUCAAAUCCAACAUCGUCACGGUGGGAGACAAAGACGAGAUCCAGACCACCAUCAGCCGCCUGCAGGUGACUAAAGGCGAUCUGGAGCAGAGACAUCCUCAGCUGGAGGAGAUCAUCACUCUGGCUCAGAACAUCAAGAACAAAACCUCCAACCUUGAUGUGCGAACUUCCAUUUCUGAGAAAUUGGAGAAGGUCCGCAGCCAAUGGGACAGCACACAGAACGGUGUGGAGGCGCGGCUUCAACAGCUCGAUCGCAUGAUCAGCCACAGCGACCAAUGGGAGGAGCUGAGACGGAAGGCGAAGGCUCUGAUUGGUCAGAGCGAGAUGCGUUUGCAUAACUUGUUGCAACUGAGCAGAGAGCCGCUCACGAAACAGAUCAGCGACAACAAGGCGUUUCUGCAGGAGCUCUGUCGAGGACAGGAAAGCGUGACUUCCUUCAAUGACUUGUCCAAUCAGUUGCUGCAGGAAUAUGCCUCUGAUGACACACGCAAGGUCAAAGAAGUCAUGGACAAACUCAACAAUUCCUGGAACAGCAUCAAUAACAGGGCGUCGGACCGCCAAACAGCCUUGGAUUCAGACUUAAAGACUCUACAGGCGUCUCUUCGAGAGUUAGAGUCUUUCCUUAAAUGGCUGCAGGAAGCGGAGACCACCGUUAAUGUGUUGUCCGAUGCUGCCCAGAGGGAGGAGCUGUCCCAGGACUCCGCCCACCUCAAGGAACUGAAAGGUCAACUCACGGACAUCCAGGCGGAGAUUGAAGCUCAUAAUGAUGUGUUCAGGAGUGUGGAGGGGAACAAGUUAAAGAUGGUGAAGGCUCUAGGGAGCUCAGAGGAAGCAGUAUUCCUCCAGCAGAGGCUGGACGACAUGAACCAGCGCUGGAACGACCUCAAAGCCAAAUCAAGCAACAUACGGGCUCAUCUGGAAGCCAGUGCUGAGCGCUGGAACAGACUUCUGUCAGUGCUGGAAGAACUGAGCCGCUGGAUCAGUUUGAAAGAUGAAGAAUUGAACAAACAGAUGCCAAUCGGAGGAGACGUGCCCACACUUCUGCAACAACACACCCACUGCACGGCUCUGAGGGCGGAGCUUCAGGAGCGUGAGCAGUUAGUACUCAGCACAUUGGACCAGGCACGCAUGUUUCUGGCCGAUCAGCCAAUUGAAGGACCAGAGGAACCACGCAAAAACAUGCAGUCCAAAAAAGUCGACCUGACCCCAGAGGAGAAGGCCCAGCAGGUGGCUAAAGCGAUCCGUAAGCAGACUGCAGAGGUGGGUGAGCGCUGGGAGAGGCUGAUGGGACACAUAGGCACAUGGGAGGAGCAGGUGGAGAGAGCUUUAGAUAAACUUCAGGACAUCCAGAGCUCCAUGGAUCAGCUUGACCUCCGUCUAACACAGGCCGAAGAGCUCAGAACGAGCUGGCAACCAGUGGGAGACCUUCUCAUAGAUUCUCUACAGGAUCACAUAGAUAAGACAACGGCGUUCCGUGAGGAGAUCGCUCCUCUGAAACAAGAUGUGCGAGCUGUGAACGAUCUGGCAGGUCAACUGGCACCACUGGAUGUUCAGCUAUCCUCUACCUCUAACCGUCAGCUGGACAACCUCAACAUGCGCUGGAAACUACUGCAGGCGGCUGUUGAGGAGCGGUUGAAGCUCUUACGGGAAGCACACCGGGAUUUUGGUCCUUCUUCUCAACAUUUCUUAUCCACUUCUGUACAGAUGCCCUGGCAGAGAGCUGUGUCCCAGAAUAAAGUGCCGUACUACAUCAAUCAUCUGAACCAGUCCACAUGCUGGGACCAUCCCAAGAUGACCGAGCUCUAUCAUUCCCUUUCUGACCUCAACAAUGUAAGAUUCUCUGCAUAUAGAACGGCCAUGAAGAUCCGGCGGCUACAGAAAGCACUCUGCUUGGAUCUGUUGGAUCUGAAUGUGGCUCAGUCGAUGUUCCAGCAGCAUAAAUUGACUGUAAACUCACAGCAACUGACGGUUCCUGAGGUCAUCAACUGUUUGACGUCCAUCUAUGACGGUUUGGAGCAGGAACACAAAGAUCUGGUCAAUGUCCCACUGUGUGUGGACAUGUGUCUGAACUGGCUGCUCAACGUCUAUGACACGGGUCGCAGUGGGAAGAUUCGAGUUCUAUCGAUGAAGAUUGGCCUUCUUUCGCUUUGCAAGGGUCACCUGGAGGAGAAGUACAAAUGUUUGUUUAAUCAGGUGUCUUCAGCGGGCGAUACAUGUGACCAAAGGCAGUUGGGUCUUCUGCUGCAUGAUGCCAUUCAGAUCCCUCGGCAGCUGGGUGAGGUGGCGGCCUUUGGCGGGAGCAACAUCGAGCCCAGCGUCCGCAGCUGCUUCCAGCAUGUGACCAAUAAGGUUGAGCUGGAGCCGAGGCAGUUUAUUGAUUGGAUGAGGCUAGAGCCGCAGUCCAUGGUGUGGCUUCCUGUCCUGCACAGAGUGGGCGCAGCGGAAACGGCCAAACAUCAGGCCAAGUGUAAUAUCUGUAAAGAGUUUCCCAUCGUUGGCUUCAGAUAUCGUAGUCUGAAGCAUUUCAACUACGACGUGUGUCAGAGUUGUUUCUUCUCUGGUCGUACAGCGAAGGGUCAUAAACUGACCUACCCCAUGGUGGAAUACUGCACACCGACCACCUCGGGAGAGGACAUGCGAGAUUUCACCAAAGUCUUAAAAAACAAGUUUCGCUCUAAGAAGUAUUUUGCGAAACACCCUCGCCUGGGUUAUCUGCCAGUCCAGACGGUCCUAGAAGGAGACAACAUGGAAACUCCGGUCACUCUCAUCAGCAUGUGUCCAGAGGAGUAUGAGCUGUCCCCAUCACCACAACUCCCUCAUGAUGACACACACUCACGGAUAGAGCAGUUCGCCAGCAGGUUAGCACAGAUGGAGCGUUCCAAUGGAUCUCUGCCCACAGACAGCAGCUCGGCCACUGGAAGCAUGGACGAGGAACACGCUCUCAUCCUACAGUACUGUCAGACUUUAGGAGGGGAGGGGUCAUCCCACAGUCACCCCCAAAGCCCCGCCCACAUCCACAGGAGCCCUGCCCCUAAUGUCCACAGCCCCUCCUACAUGCUCCAGAGCCCCGCCCAGAUUCUGCAAGCAGUGGAACGGGAGGAGCGAGGAGAACUGGAGCGAAUCAUAGCGCGACUGGAGGAAGAGCAACGGACCCUUCAGAAGGAGUAUGAACAGUUGCGUCAGCAGCAUGGUCAGUCCGCUCCAGCGGUCGCAGCUGUUAGCGGGGCACCAGAGGAAGCUGACCUGUUAGCCGAAGCUAAACUCCUGCGACAGCACAAGGGACGACUGGAGGCCCGCAUGCAGAUACUAGAGGAUCACAACAGUCAGCUGGAGUCUCAACUCUACCGACUACGCCAACUACUGCAUCAGCCUGAGUUAAAUGGCACCUCCUCCUCGAGUUCUCUUCAUCAGGAUUCAGCCGGACAAGCCGAUCUCACAGAUGAAUUUCUGGAUGAGUGUGCUAACAGUAGCUCUGAUCUGGCUGAGGUUAUGGAACAAAUUAACCAAAGUUUUCCUGCAUGUUCUCCAUCAAGUGUGUCUUCAAGACCCAAGGUGAUGUGAAGGCCGUCAACAGAAAAUUCGGAGCGCAGAAAUCUUGAAGAGCACGCUCAAAACUUAACAGAAUUCCCAUUCCAGAGAUGCAGAUUUCCAGACGGACCCAAAGACUCUGGAAAUGGACCACAUAAUUCAUUGAAAUGACUAUUACUACUGCGUCUGUCUGUACUAUGCAAUUGUACAUUUGAUCAACGUGUAGAUUAUACGUGAGGUGUAUUUACCCAUCGUUGUAUUACUUCAGUGAUUAUUUAGGGUUAUGGGGGCCAUUUACCGUGUAUCCUGUACGCUUUUGUUUUCGUGAUCACCGCGAAACAACCUGCUACAUACUGUAACUCACAAGCAGUUUACUUCAUUUUCUUUUUCAAAUUAGCACGCUAUCUUUCCGCAGACGUUAGGGGUUAUUCGUUAAGUCCGAAAACUUCAUAAAUAUCAGUGGAUAUGAAGACAAAUCAUUUUUGGUAAUGCUAUACUGUUAGCGCAUGUUGUUCCGUUAAAGAGCUUCUUUGACAGUGUUUGCAGUGAACGGUCUCCCUUUAAAGUAUCGUUUUCACAUUGUUUUCGUCUCUGACAUCGGCACGUUUGAACGGUCACUGCAUUUCUAGAACGCACGCACAGAUGUUUUACAACACAAACGUUCAAAUGCGUCAACAAACACCCUUUUGUGCCUAUAAAGCAUCCAUUCCAGGAGACGAGCGGGCGAUAGAUGCUGUAAUCCUCGAUGGAUCGCGCAGAAAGAUUAUAUUAUAAAGAUAUGGAUUUUCAAGAUGUUUGGCCCAAGAUUUAUCUUUGUGUAGUAUAGUUUUAUAAAUAAAUGUUCUAAAAUUAGAAGAAAGCCAUGAUUGCCUUGCUACCUCAAACAUCAUCGAUCAUUCAGUAGUUCAUUCGUCUGUGCAUUGGCGUGACCGUCGAUUGAUUCCCAUUUCCAAAACUAAAACAGACACGAUUCCAUCUGUUGUUCCACAAAGGUUAUGCAAGUAAGCUUGUCCUCUGUUGUCCCCAUGGCCUUUUCACUUUUCUACAUGGUGAAUUUGCAGCAUUCUCCCUUCAAUGAAGCAUUACAACAACACUGUAACAUCUGCAAAGCAGUUGAUUCUGACCUAGUGAAGUCUUACCGUCACCGUUGCUGUGCUGUUCAGACCCGAGAUGGAUCGUUUAGACCGACUACACUACAUGUAAUGAGGUUUCAUGUUUUAUCUAAAAUAAAGUUUUUAUAAUGCA
Messenger RNA from Triplophysa dalaica, 12141 nucleotides. RefSeq names its product utrophin (gene utrn). Gene Ontology annotation, cellular component: plasma membrane. Gene Ontology annotation, biological process: synaptic signaling. Bases 352 to 10929 code for a protein of 3525 amino acids. Lineage: Eukaryota; Metazoa; Chordata; Actinopteri; Cypriniformes; Nemacheilidae. The transcript has 77 exons. Gene Ontology annotation, molecular function: protein binding; zinc ion binding. The record is from RefSeq and is a predicted model, not a curated record.